Molecule: messenger RNA, 525 nt
Organism: Geosmithia morbida
Lineage: Eukaryota; Fungi; Ascomycota; Sordariomycetes; Hypocreales; Bionectriaceae
Product: Membrane-associating domain
Exons: 1
Coding region: 1-525 (174 amino acids)
Biological process (GO): protein localization to plasma membrane; eisosome assembly
Cellular component (GO): eisosome; plasma membrane
Source: RefSeq, a predicted model, not a curated record
AUGUCGUCAUCACCCAUCAUCGACGCCAACCUGAGGGCGACGGCCCUCGUCGUCACCGUCGCCGCCACCGGCCUACACGGCAGCGUGCUAUCCGACAGCGUCGGCGGUGGACACCAGACCGCCAUCUUGGCCUGGACCGUGUCCGUCGUGGCAUGGUGCUGGGUCGCGAGCCUGUACGGCCUGGCGUCCCUCUGCGCGACCGUGCUCGCGUCGGCGCCCCUGGUCCAGCUGGCCCUGGACGGCGUCGCCUCCCUCGCCACCCUCGCCGACGCCAUCGCCCUGUCGGCCGUGCUGGGCGUCGUCGACUGCGGGGACAUCAGCAGCGCCACGGAGAGCGACUGGAUCGGCUUCGGCUCGGCAGACACCGAGCAUCGCUGCCGCAUGGUCCAGGCCGGCACCGUCCUGAUCUGGAUCCUCUGCGUACUCUUCUCCCUCAUCGCCUUCUUCACCUUCCGCUCGUGGCGUGUCCGUGCGGCCGGACGGAGGUCUCCUCCUGGCCGUCCCAACAUGUCCCAGCCCGUGUAG